UGACAGGUCGAACACACCCUAAACGCCACAUUUUCAGCAGACGUCACUACGUCCAUGUGGUCUCCACCCUUGUUAUGAUUUUGUCCAUGCGUGGAAAAAAUAGACUUCUUACUUCUGCAUCAGAGAAGUUUUUAGUGUUGGUGAGAUUUUCUACAGCUUAUAUAGUCUGACCGUAUCUGGACUGUACCAUUUAUCCACGUCCUUUCCAAAAUCUGCAGUUGCGUAAUUAUAGCUAACGGUCAGCCAACUCUUUCAAAUAUUUGGUGGACACCCCGUCCAAGAACUCCGUCGCCAGGGCUUGCCAUAUGAUUACGCUGCACAACUCCACCUCCGAGUAGUUUCCGCUAGUUGGACCACAGUCGCACGCGCUCCUGAGGCAGAUAUUCUCGGCAAACCGUUACGCGCGAGCAGAAUGCUUUGGAUCUGUUUGUCAUGAGAGUAAACUCGCGGUUGUAACUUUUCAACAUGACUUUCCGGAGAAAGAACAAGCAGCGCUCUAAUGAAAGCCUUGGCCGUAUUUUUGGAGACAACAGUGGAGACAACUUCCCCUCAAAGCCGUACAACAAGUCCCCGGAGUUCGUUCCCACUUGGACCGACGUUUACAUUUAUGACACUGUCGCGUACUGCGGAGUCACUUUGCUGAGAAGUUUUCAAAACCAUGGACAGCUACAGCAGUGGAGACCUCUGACAAAGUCGUCUGGAUCCAUCAGGACAUCAAUGGUUUUGGAGAAGAGUGAAGAUGAAGCCUAUGGCUUUGAGCUGCAGACAUAUGGCCUCCACCACCAGACUGAGAACUCGGUAGAGAUGUGCACCUUUGUGUGCAGGGUUCACGAGGGCAGCCCAGCCAAGCUCUCCGGCCUGAGAGUGGGACACACCAUUGCGUGUGUUAAUGAGACGUCAGUGGAGGGUUUCCAACACAAGGACAUUGUGCAGCUGAUUAAGUCAUCCGGAAACAGUCUCAGACUGGAGACGCUCUACAGUGAUUCCAUACGAAAGGCAGAGCUUGAUGCCAGACUGCAGUAUUUGAGGCAAACCUUACAGGAGAAGUGGGAUGAAUAUAGAUCCCUGAUGGUGGAUGAACGACGACUAACACACGGUGUUGUGGUGAACGAUGCAGCCAUCUACGAGUCCUUAGAGUCUGCAGGGACAUACGGGAGCUUCAGCUUGGGUCUUCCCAGCCCGGUUCUGCUCCGCGCUCACCACUGCAACCACAGCAGCAGCGCCAGCCUCCCGGGUACCGACCCGGACCACGACAUCUACAAGACCUACCACGGCCCGCCCAAGUACCCCACCAUCUCCAGCGCAGAGUCCUGCUGCAAGCUGUCCAUGCAGUUCUCGGCCCAGUGUCUUCUUCACCCAGCGGCCGGAGAGGUGUUCACCACGACCAAGAGUCCCCUCACCAGAAGUGCCAGCACGCGCUCUUACGUAAAGGAACCGACGAGGAAGACUGCCUCGUUACCCUUCAACAAGCAGGGGUGGUCGAGCGUCAUGCUGCACAAAGCGAAACAGAAGAGCUUCCCGAUCCCGAGGAAACUGUUGAAGUUUAUACCAGGCCUGAAUCACACGCUCGAAGAGGAGGAGAGCAAGUUAUGAUGGCCUGUACUUAGGGAUCAAUUCAUGUGUUUUUGUUUUGUUUUUGUAAGCCAAAAGUAGUAUUACUAUUUGAUGUCUUAAGCCCGAUUUGGAUGGGACUUUUAUUAUCUAUGGACCCCCAGUAAUUCUGAAUAAUUACGGAGAAUGUCUGAGUUCUUAGUCCUGUGCGAAUGCGUCAUGUCCGUGAUUUGUGAAGUAAGACGUCCCGGGGUCAUUUCAUGUUCCAUAUCCACAUGCGCGCCGUUUGCACCCCCUCACUUUGUCUGUGAAUUGAGUAAAUGACAGACGUUUGCUUAUCCCGUCCGAAUGCGCCACAAAAAAUCACAGAGGUCCGGGGGUAAUUGCGAAUGACCAGGGGUCCAUAGGUAAUAUUGAUCUGGUUGCGAAUCAGGCUUUAGAAUGCCCUUCAUUUCACUGAUAUUAUGGGCUGGCAUUCAUUGCAUUGCAUGUUGCAAAUGCUAUUUUUUUACCAGCAGCUCGUAUUGUCUUAUCCUUAGGUGCUGGUGGGUGUGUGUGUGUGUGUGUGUGUGUGUGUGUGUGUGUGUGUGUGUGUGUGUGUGUGUGUGUGUGUGUGUGUGUGUGUGUGUGCAGUCGUCUGUGUGACAGAGAGAGAGCGAGAGAGAGAGAUUUCAUAAUUGACAUUAAAUGUCAGAGUGAACUAUCCAAAUAACUCUUAAACCAAAAGUUACUAUACUAACAAAACUGACUGGAAAAUGCUUAAAUUGCAACCAAGUUAAUGUUGUACUGAGAGAUUUAGUAUUUUAUUUUAUGGUCAGCUUCAUGCAGUUAAGCACAGGAGAGAAUAAUUGCCAGAAAUAUUGAACAAUGUGAGGGAAGAUAAGUUAAUACAGGCAAUCGUUAUUUAUAUCACAACAAUAGUAGUAUUAUUAAGAUUGCUUACAACAAAUGACUACAACAAAUCAAGACAGUCAAGGCAAUAUAAUAUAAUUAAGUGAUCCAUAAAUAAAGCCAGUUGCACUAAACCUUAUUAACAACAUUUCUGUUUGAACAAGUGCCUUUAAAUUAUUUAAGUGUAUUUAAUAAGUAUUCGCUGAACUCUUUUAUAAAUCAAUACCAGAAUGAGUAUUAUAAUGUACAGAUCGCUGUUUUGGUAUGACAGUACUCUUGAGUUUUUUUUUACUGGUGUAUUUUGUUUUGUUUUUUUACUUGUUUUUCUUGGCUUCAACAUGUAAUCAGAAUUCCACAGCAAAAUUGUUUUAAUGAAAUUAACUUAACUUUUUCAAAGCUUCAAGUACGUUACAAGUUACUGAUGGAAACCUUGUGAUCUAGUUGGCAUUACCUGACAUUAUCAUCAGGGCUCGAGUUGUAGGGGGAUGAGGGGGGAUGCCAUCCCCCCAACGAUGAAAAUGGUCAAAAAUCAUCCCCCUCUAAAACAGGCCUCCCUUCUUCACAUAUUGUGUUUAAAUUGCACUUUUAACAACAAUAUUUUCAAAAUUUGAAUUUCAAUCUCUGACCAUCCCCCCCUGCUUUGAUUUUACAACUCGACCACUGAUGAUCAUACUCUAGCCAAUGGCAUUACUUGUUGUCUUGGUAUUUUAUGUUACUUGUGGAGAGAGGAGUGAAGAUCUCUAUGCAUCUUUGCAAUUACUCAUUUGUCCAGAAGUAUUUUCAAUAAAUCAAGUUCACAGUUUGUACAUACUUGACUAUAUCCCCUACCCAAAAAUGAAAUCUAACAAUUAACUGAUGCAUCAAUAAAUUAUACUGUUCAAACAGUUUUAUUUAAAAAAACACACGCUAUCACAAAAUAUGUGGCAAAUAAACAAUAUAUACAGCAUAGAGGCAUGUUCAACUGUAAUGUUGUAGAAAACCUCUAUUAGAAAUUUUAUCAAUGGUCCUUUUCAAUGCUAGCAUUAUACAUUUCUAUACAUUGCUGUGUCAGUGUUGUAACAUUACUUUGACUUUGUUCCUGAGAUCUCUGAAUGAAUAGACGACAAAACGCACAUAGCUGCCGAAUAUUUCAAUAUACAGUACAUGUCUUCUAUAUACAGAAUGGUAAAAUUGUAUCAUAAGAUUGGAGUAAGGAGUCAGCACACUUAAAAUCCUUUUUUCCUUGACUUUUUAUUCCAUGGCAGGAUUACUUUUGGAACGAAGAUGGAAUGAAAUGGAAUAAUGCAAUAAAAAAAUAAAAGGAAAAAAGGAUUUCAAGUGUGAGGACUCCUCACUCCAAACUUACAGUCAGUCAGCCUUAGUCCUGCACCUUUUCCCUGAGAUGAGCACAAUAUUCACCUUCAACAGGUUGCAUUAUAACCAUCACCCUUUUAAGUGCUGCAGUGAGUGUACGUACUGUAGCUUAGUGAUGGACAUUCUGCAGCCUCUGAAUGAAUAGUCCACAAAAUACACAUACGUAGCUGCAGAAUG
Molecule: messenger RNA, 3972 nt
Organism: Engraulis encrasicolus (European anchovy)
Lineage: Eukaryota; Metazoa; Chordata; Actinopteri; Clupeiformes; Engraulidae
Gene: tamalin
Product: trafficking regulator and scaffold protein tamalin
Exons: 8
Coding region: 466-1593 (375 amino acids)
Molecular function (GO): protein binding
Source: RefSeq, a predicted model, not a curated record